CCCCGCCCCCUCGGUCUCCCCUCAGCGCUUCCAACAUGGCGGUGCCGCCGUCGCGGCGGGGCCGGGCCCGGUAAUCCCGGAGGAUCCCGGAGGAUCGCGGGGGUYCCGGGGSUUCCCGGCGGUUCCCGGCCGAUCCCGAUGGGGCCCGGCGGCCUCACGGUGCUGCUGGCGGUGCUGAGCGCGGUGCCGGCCGGGCUGCGAGCGGCGGCGGCGGCGGCGGCGAGCGAGGAGCGGCUCGCGAGCCCCGCGCUGACCACRCCGUGCUGGCGAGUGGAGCAAUUCGUGGUAGCCCAGGAAUGCACCCGCUGCUCCGGCUUUGAGAUGAAAACGAUCCCGGCGUGCGGCGCCACCGGCUUCAUCGAGAAAAUCAACUGUGCUUCAUCCCACCGGGACGAGUACAAGAGCUGCCGCUCGGCCGCGCUGGAGGCUCAGCGCUUCUGGCACUUCGUGGGCUCC
Malurus melanocephalus (red-backed fairy wren) is the source of this 456-nucleotide messenger RNA. It is a transcript of the gene JTB, whose product is annotated as jumping translocation breakpoint. The record is from RefSeq and is a predicted model, not a curated record. Gene Ontology annotation, biological process: mitotic cytokinesis. Gene Ontology annotation, cellular component: midbody; cytoplasm; spindle. The transcript has 5 exons. The annotation marks the transcript as partial. Lineage: Eukaryota; Metazoa; Chordata; Aves; Passeriformes; Maluridae.